ACCAGCUGUUAGCUUCCUCUCCUGUCCCACCUGAGCCUCGGCUCGCCGCUCUUUCUCCGUUCGGUCCGCCCCCUGAAGCCGCCCCCCCAGCAUGAGUUCCUCUCCGUUGGUUUCCCGAGCCAACAUGGACAUCCUGGACGAGCUGCAGCUCAUCGCCGCCCAGAACCUGGAGAGGCUGGAGGUCAACAAGUACUACGAGGUUAUCCGGGAACUGGGCAAAGGCACAUAUGGCAAGGUGGACCUGGUAAUCCACAAGAUCAGAGGUACGAAAAUGGCGCUGAAGUUCCUGAAGAAGAAGACGACCAAGCUGAAGUCUUUCCUGCGGGAGUACAGCAUCUCCCUCUACCUGUCUCCCUGCCCCUUCAUCAUCAACAUGUUCGGCAUCGCCUUCGAGACGGACGAGUAUUACGUGUUCGCCCAGGAGUACGCUCUGGCGGGAGACCUCUUCGAUAUCAUUCCUCCACAGAUUGGUCUUCCUGAGGCGGUGGCCAAACGUUGCGUGCACCAAGUGGCGAUCGCUCUGGACUACCUGCACUGCAAGAAGCUGGUCCACCGGGACAUCAAGCCCGAGAACAUCCUCAUUUUUGACCGAGAGUGCCGCAAGGUGAAGCUGUCGGACUUCGGGAUGACGCGCCGGGCCGGCUCGCCCGUGAAGAGAGUGAGCGGCACCAUCCCUUACACGGCGCCGGAGCUCUGCGACGUGUCGCGCCACGAGGGCUUCUGCGUGGACUACAGCACCGACGUCUGGGCGUUCGGCGUGCUGCUCUUCUGCAUGCUGACCGGAAACUUCCCCUGGGAGAAGGCGCUGCCCACCGACUCCUUCUACCAGGAGUUCAUCCGCUGGCAGAGGAGGAGGACCAACACGGUGCCGUCGCAGUGGAGGCGCUUCACCGAGCAGGCGCUCCGCAUGUUCCGCCGGCUGCUGUCCGUGGAGCAGGACCGCCGCUGCUCCGUCAAGGAGGUGUUCGGGUACUUCAGCCACUCCUGGAUGCUGGACGCAGAGAACGACAAUAACAACGGCAACACGGCCGCCGGAGGGGAGAGAAUAUCUGGUAAUGGCGGCGGUGGCGGGGGCGGCGGCGGCGGAGGAGGAGGAGGAGGAGGCGGCGGCGGUGGUGGAGGCGUGCGAGGGGACGUGGACGGCACUAUCUCGUCGUCGUCGUCUGGAGAGGAAGACGAGGAGCUUCUGGUAGAGAGGAUGAAGCAGCAGACUCUGUCGCCCUGCUCCCCACUCUCGCCCCUCUCCCCCAUGUCGCCCAUGGCGGUGGAGAGGGGGAGCGGCGGCAGCGGGGCCAAAGGCGGGAUAAUGGAGCCGGGCGGGGGCCACCAUUUCGUCUCGGUCUCCACCAACAGCUCCGUGUCGUCCACCAACAGCUACGACCGGAUGCCGCGCGAGAACAGUUCGCCGGGCGGCCGCAUGCUGGUGGCCACGCCCAUCGAGAUCUGCGUCUGAGAACGUUGCUGUCACGGACUCGCCGGCUACACACUUUUAUACCUCUCAUCCACCCACGUAGAUGUGCAUGCAUGGA
Messenger RNA from Salarias fasciatus (jewelled blenny), 1529 nucleotides. It is a transcript of the gene bsk146, whose product is annotated as brain specific kinase 146. The record is from RefSeq and is a predicted model, not a curated record. Gene Ontology annotation, molecular function: ATP binding; protein serine/threonine kinase activity. Gene Ontology annotation, biological process: protein phosphorylation. NCBI's taxonomy places the organism in Eukaryota, Metazoa, Chordata, Actinopteri, Blenniiformes, Blenniidae. The coding region runs from base 92 to 1453 and encodes 453 amino acids. The transcript has 4 exons.